AUGCAGGAAGAGCACGGGAGCUUUACUUCAGAAAUAGAGUAUAAUAACAGAGGAAAUUUUAAGACAUACCAGAACAGUUCGGACUCACAAUUAUUAAACAAGUUGGAGAGCGAUGAUUCAUCCUUUAUUGGGGAGUACAACUCUUCAAUGAUAAGCUCCCUUGCCAACCAGAUGAUGGGAGAGGAGGAAAAUGAGUUCAAGGAUAAAUAAGGUCUUAGUCGAGGCCAUUAAGCAAAUCCUCAAAAAUUCUAAAUAACAAUGAACCAAGCUGCCUAAAUGUGAAGGAGAGGGAGAAGACUAAAUCUAGAAGGUCUGAAAAAUCCUGAAAUAACCCUCAGAGAUCCCACAGAUUUGAGUUUGAGACUGAUUCAAGUCAGGGAGGGCUAUUUGCAUGAACACGGCCUGGGUAUUCUCAAAAACAUAUUAGAAAGAGACUGAGAUAUCGCUCCUGUGAAUCCAGACGAAGAAGCUCUAUAGAUAGAAUCAUGAUUGAGCUUGAAGAUUUUAAAGAAGAAAUAAAAGUUAGAUUUAAAAAGAGCGGAUUUAAUCAUACUUAUGCUUUCCCCAGAAAAUCAAGUGAGGAGAUGUCUAAGCCUAAGAAAGAAAAGGCUUUUCAUUACUAUAACUUUAGUGGGACAUCUUCCAAGCGGAAUAGCUCCCACUCGAGUAAGAAUACUGAAGCAAUAAGUCAUCAGAUAAUAGAAGAGAGAAGUAAUAAAUCUAAGGUGAGGAAGGAGAAGCUCAAAUCAGAUCCAAAUGAAGCAACUUAUAAGAAGUGUGAUUCUAGUGAAGAGUUCAACCAAAAGAGCCAAUCUCAUAAUUAUGAUUCUCAGGAAAGUAGAGGGAAGAUGAAAUCUUCGAAAAAUUUAAACAAGUUAGGAUUCAGUAAACCUCCCGCUUGAACUGAAGCUGUGAGAACGAGAGUCGUUGACCUCUCUGCUUCUUCAAAGAGUCAUAUUCUACCCCAAUCUCAGGUUAAUAAUAUCAAAUCAGCAAGAGGAGUGCCAGAGAAGCCAAAUCUCAAGGCUGCUCAUAAUGGAUAUGAGCUAUGUAGGAAUAAUACUUUUGCUGGAUCCCAUAUGAAUAGCAAUGAUUUUGAGAUGAUGAGAGGAACGGAGUUUAGUUCUCAAUCGACACUAAAGCAUAGCAUUAAUGCACUUAGUCAAAUAAUAUCAGGGCCAAAAAUGAUGCAAGGAAAGCCUAAUUCAGCUCGAGGGCCUAGUUCUAAUAUGAUUAAAAACAAGUCAAUGAAGGAUUUUCAUGCUGAAAAUCCAUACCGAAGGGAAGAAAUUCUUCAAAGGGAAAUGGGAGAUUUCUUAAGUAAUUACUCUCAUAAUUCUGCGUUAAAGAGGGAAAAUCUCCAAAAAUCAGCAAGCUGGGCAAAAUUUGGAGAGCCUGUGUAUUGCACAAGGCAAGAGACCCACUCGAGGAAAAGUAGCAAGCAGCCUAAGCUUCGUAAGAGCAUGAAGAAGACAAGUAUGGGUUAUGAGCCUGAUAAGCCUAAGAAACCCAGAUCAAAGAAGGUCCCUAAAAACAGCUCAGGACAACUGAAGAAGAUUAAGAAAAAGCCUGACAGCUCUUUUGGAGGUAAAUCCACUCUUAAAGGUGAAUUUUGUUCUAUAAAAGAGAAAAAUGCUAUGAAUAAUGCCUCAAAAAUGCAUUCUAAUUCAUGAAUCAACCUGCUGAUUCCUAGCGAGAAGAAAGAUCAGAUUGACCGGAUGGCUACGUUAGAUAUCAGCUCUUUGAAGAGGAACAUAAAGGAGUAUAGUCCAACAAAGAUUGGAGAGUUUUAUGGUCCAAAUGACGAAUUCUCCCAGAUGAUGAGUUAUAAUGACUUUAAGUUCCAAAACACAGUUGAUCUCAGAACAAAGAAAGAUUUUAAACAUAUGGUUAAAACACAAAGGAAUCCUUACACAGGGAUUAAUAAUGAUAGCUACGUCAACUACCAAAAGAAACCUAAGGAGCUGCAAAGACAAUUUCAGGAAGGUAAAUGAAACCAACAAAGAAUCCAGAAGGUUGCUAAUACAAAAUCCUUCAAGCAAGGCAACAAGCAUAAAUCUUUAAAGAGCUUGCGGAUCAAUAGUCCUAGUGGCUUCAUCAUUGGGCCUCAACAGAGAGAGCAAGAAUAUGUUGAUAUCGGUACUUUGAAAGAUAAACUAAAUCAAACUGCAAAUUAUAAAGGCAUAAAUUCAAAAGAAAUUGGAUAUUAUCCUGACUGUGAUAACAUCCUUGCGAGACAUAUAAUCCCUGAAACUGGAGGAGAUGGUGAGAUGCACAAGAGCUCAACUUAUGGGUCUCAUAAUCGGAACAAGACUUCAAAUAACUUGGCAGCCACUUUGACCUUAGAUAAUAGUAAUAACAACUAUAUCUUUCUAAGCCGAGAUGAUCCAAUUGCUAAGAAGCACUUUGGGUCUUUCAAAGGUCCCACUGGGAAGAAAAGUUUUGGCUCAAAGCCUAAGACUCAUGCUAAGAGUAAAUGUAAGAAGAGGUCAAGAAACAAGCAGAUGUAUAUUGGCAUGACCUCGAACCAAUCAAAAUAUACUUCAAAAUUCCCAAAAGGAAGUUUUAAUGAAUGAGGAAUGAUGUCAACUGGCAAAAAGAGUAUUAUGACUCCAAACAAAAAGGAUGGUUCUUUCGUGCUCACAUCUUCCAUUGAUGGUAGGAAGACGAUGAAUCCUAUAUCAAGGAAUAAAAAGAAAAAGGUUCAUGCAGCUAUUGGUAAAAUCAAAGGCCCACAAACGUCAAGGAAUUUAUCAAAAAUGCAAGGUGUUUCUUCAAGAAUUACUGGAGCCUCCAGAGGGACUUCUAAGGGAGCAUCAAAAGGAAGGUAUACUGGAAAUACCAAUACCUCUAGAACUGAGAGAGCCCUCGAAUCUCUGACUGGGCUCUCCGCACAAGUCUCUCACAACUACGAAAACCACUACCCAACGAAGAUCCAGAAUUUAGGUAAAAGUGGUAUAAGCCAUUCAAACUCCCACAAAAACAUUAAGAUGCAGAACUCAGCGAGUCAAUCAAGUUUUGGUAAUAUUUAUAAAAACCAAAUCAUCAAGAACAACACAAAGGUGAUGGGAAAUCUCAAGUCCAAAGUAACAUGAAUUCCGAUGAAGAUGGACACAAUCAAAAACUUGAGAAAAGGGUAUGCAGGCAUUUCCAAAAUGAGCAAGCUAGUCCAAUCAGGCUCUCAGAAGAACAUCAAGCCUAAAAAGGCGCAUAAAUCCAAAGAAAGGGCCCAUAAAAGGGCUGGCCUUGGUCUAAUGGAUAAUAAGGUCAAGUACUCUAAAAUAGAUUUAUCCAGGAUGAACCAGCUAAGAUAAAGCCCAAAUUUCAACUUUAUUUACA
This is a messenger RNA of Moneuplotes crassus, 3339 nucleotides long. NCBI's taxonomy places the organism in Eukaryota, Ciliophora, Spirotrichea, Euplotida, Euplotidae. The record is from the annotation of a GenBank genome assembly.